Molecule: messenger RNA, 536 nt
Organism: Rattus rattus (black rat)
Lineage: Eukaryota; Metazoa; Chordata; Mammalia; Rodentia; Muridae
Gene: Slc51b
Product: solute carrier family 51 subunit beta
Exons: 3
Coding region: 26-388 (120 amino acids)
Biological process (GO): bile acid and bile salt transport
Cellular component (GO): plasma membrane
Molecular function (GO): protein heterodimerization activity; transmembrane transporter activity
Source: RefSeq, a predicted model, not a curated record
AGACGUCUUAACCAGGAUCAGGAGCAUGGACCACAGUGCCGAGGUGCCCCAGGAGCUGCUGGAGGAAAUGCUUUGGUAUUUCCGUUCAGAGGACGCGACUCCUUGGAACUAUUCCAUCCUGGUUCUGGCAGUCCUGGUGGUGGUGAUAGGCGCGGUCCUCCUGAGAAGGAGCAUCCUGGCAAACAGAAAUCGAAAGAAGCAGCCACAAGACAACGGAAUGCCACAAGACCUGCAUCUAGAUGAUUCCAUGAAAGAAAACAGCAGCCUGGGCAUCCUAAGAGAGACGCUGAUCUCAGAGAAGGCAGACUUGGCCCCAGGGGAAACCGAGUUGAACAAGAGAGAGACAUCAGUCGUCUUUCUACCAGACCCCCAGGAAACCGAGAGCUAGGGAGUGUGGAGAGAUCACACUGCCCCAGCCAGACACACAACUGUGAUCUGAGCCCAGCUCUGAGGCCUCCAACCCCUUAGGUUAGACAAAGCCCCACCAAGCCACCUAACUUAUUUUCAGCAGACCCAAUAAACACACUACAAUCAGA